Messenger RNA from Micropterus salmoides (largemouth bass), 4522 nucleotides. Its product is annotated as interaptin-like. The coding region runs from base 74 to 4162 and encodes 1362 amino acids. The transcript is spliced from 2 exons. NCBI's taxonomy places the organism in Eukaryota, Metazoa, Chordata, Actinopteri, Centrarchiformes, Centrarchidae. The record is from RefSeq and is a predicted model, not a curated record.
UGAGUUAUCUUAUAAACAUUUCACACAACGUCUCAUUUGAGAGGCUGUCAAUAACUUAAUUCCUAAGGUAAAUAUGUCUGAAGAUAAUUUUGACGCCACUCUGUGCAGUUCAGAGACAUCAGAGGAAUCAGGUAGCCUCUAUGUGUCAGAGGAGGCAGGAAUAUGUAUCCAAUCACCAGCGCUUCAGUUGGAGAUAAAAGAUGCAUGGGCUGAAGAGACCCACUAUAUAAAACAAGUUUCCCAGGAAAAGCUCAUUAAACUGCAUGGAGAGUGGAAGGAGCUCAACUCCAAGUUAGUAGUGACGGUACUGAAACUAAGUGAUCUGAGGGAUGAGACAACCAGGCGGGAGGAAGAACUAGACUGGGUCUGUCUGUUGAACAAGAAAAGUCUCAGGGAGAAAAAUGACACUUAUAUCAGAAAGCUGGAAGAGGAAAAGUUGGUUUUGAGUGAGGAGAAUAAAAAUAUGACUGCUGAGCUGGCCCGGAUCAAAUCUCUGAGAGAGAAACUAAGGACUGAAAUUGAAAAUUUGAAGGCAACAGUGAAUGAUCUACGGAAAAAUGAGAAGGUCCUUAAUGACAACCUCACUGCUGAACUCGACCAGCUAAAAUCUCUCAGAGAGAAAAAACAUGCAGAGGUUGAACAGCUGAGGACAGUAUUACAUGGUCUUCAGGACAAUGAGAAGAUUCUGAACGAGCAGAACGAGAAUCUCACUGCUGAAGUGGCCCAACUUGAAAGUCUGAAUGAGACAAACCAAGCAGAGAUUAAACAGCUGAGGGCAGCAGUGUAUGACCUCGAGCAUCACGAUGAGGAAGCUCAGCUAGACCACAGUGGUAAAGACGAGCUAUUAGAGAAGGUUGCCGAACUUGAACACCUGAAAAAGACCUUGGAAGUAAACAAUAAACAGCUUCAGGAUUUGGGGGAAAGAGAGACCUCUCUGUACGAGCAAAAUAAUACCAUGGGUGCUGAACUGACCUCGCUUAAAUUAAAGAUGAAAAUAAAACAGGCACUGAAUGAACAUUUAAUGGAAGAUGCUGAUUAUCUGCAGGAUUUGAGGGAGGAACAACAGGCAGAGAUUGAAAAGUUGAGAGCAGCACUGCAUAACCUUCAGGAAUACGAAGAUUUCCUGAACAAGCAGAAUGACAACUUUACAGAUGAGCUGGCUCAACUUGAGUCUCUGACAGAGAAACAAAAUGAGGAGAACAAAAACCUGAAGACAUCUGUGCAAGAUCUUCUGCAUCGGCUGGAGGAGGUUAGGCAACUAAUCUUGAAUAAAGAUGAGCCGAUAGCAAGGAGGUACGAGGAGGAGAUACUAGCAGAGGUAGCAAACUACAGAGAGGAAUGUAGGAUGGCUGAAAAUACAGAACAACUGGACUCACAUGAGGAGCAGGGUGAUGACAGCUUCCUGGUGACUACACCUGAGGAGCAGGGAGACGAUAGCUUCAUGGAGAUUACACCUGAGGAGCAGGAAGACAAUAGCUUCAUGGAGAUUACACCUGAGGAGCAGGGAGACGAUAGCUUCAUGGAGAUUACACCUGAGGAGCAGGGAGACGAUAGCUUCAUGGAGAUUACACCUGAGGAGCAGGAAGACAAUAGCUUCAUGGAGAUUACACCUGAGGAGCAGGGAGACGAUAGCUUCAUGGAGAUUACACCUGAGGAGCAGGAAGACAAUAGCUUCAUGGAGAUUACACCUGAGGAGCAGGGAGACGAUAGCUUCAUGGAGACUACACCUGAGGAGCAGGGAGACAAUAGCCUCAUGGAGACUACACAUGAGGAGCAGGAAGACGAUAGCUUCAUGGAGACUACAUUUAAGGAGCAGGGAGACGAUAGCUUCAUGGAGACUACAUUUAAGGAGCAGGGAGACGAUAGCCUCCUGGAGACUACACCCGAGGAGCAGGAAGACGAUAGCUUCCUGGAGACAACAGCUGCAGAACCUCCCGCUGCUGAGGUUCAGACCAGACGUUUGUGGCGUUGUUCUGCUAAAGGUCUACUGAAAGGUGCUUUGCAUGUUGGCCUUGCCACUGUAGGUAUAGGGCUACUUCUGCCUGUGGGUAUCCUGGACACCUUAUUGUCUGACAACGGCAAUACAAACCCUAACUCCUUCCUGUUGGACUACGCCCACCAACUGAUGGAGCCCUAUAGUACCUUACGACGCACAUUUAAUCCCUAUAAGGUAAAUAUGUCUGAAGAUAAUUUCAAGGCAGCUCUAUGCAGUUCAGAGACAUCAGAGGAAUCACGUAGCCUCUAUGUGUCAGAGGAGACAGGAAUACCUGAGCCUUGUGGGCCACAAAGAGUUCAUGAGCUGGAGAUGAGCUGCAGAACCUAUCAAAUGCACAACUCUAAGCUCCAAUCAGAGAUAAGAGCGCUUCAGCUGGAGUUAAAAGAUGCGAGGGCCAAAGAGACCCACUGUAUAAAACAAGCCCGAGCUUCCCAGGAAGAGCUCACUAAACUGCAUGGUGAGUGGAAAGAGCUCAACUCCAAGUUAGCAGAGAUGGUACUAGAGGUAACUGAUCUGAAGGAGGAGAAAACCAGGUUUCAAGAGUCAGUCAGUGAAAACACAAAAAUGAAGGAAGAACUGGCUCGUGUUUCAAACCUUCUGUUGUGUUUCAGGGAGAAAAAUGACACUUACAUCAGAAAGCUGGAAGAGGAAAAGUUGGUUUUGAGUGAGGAGAAUAAAAAUAUGACUGCUAAGCUGGCCCGGAUCAAAUCUCUGAGAGAGAAACUAAGGACUGAAAUUGAAAAUUUGAAGGCGUCAGUGAAUGAGCUAUGGGAAAAUGAGAAGACCCUUAAUGACAACCUCAAUGCUGAACUCGACCAGCUAAAAUCUCUCAGAGAGAAAAAACAUGCAGAGGUUGAACAGCUGUGGGCAGCAUUACAUGGUCUUCAGGACAAUGAGAAGAUUCUGAACGAGCAGAACGAGAAUCUCACUGCUGAAGUGGCCCAACUUGAAAGUCUGAAUAAGACAAACCAAGCAGAGAUUAAACAGCUGAUGGCAGCAGUGUAUGACCUCGAGCAUCACGAUGAGGAAGCUCAGCAAGACCACAGUGGUAAAGACGAGCUAUUAGAGAAGGUGGCCGAACUUGAACACCUGAAAAAGAAAAUGCAGACAGAGAACAAAUCCGUGUUGGCAGAACUGCAGGACUUAGAGGAAAGAGAGACCUCUCUGAACAAGCAGAAUACAAUCGUCAGUGCCGAACUGGCCCUGCUGGAAAAAUUUACAGAGACAAAACUGACAGAGAAUGAACAUCUGUGGGCAGAAGUUCACGAUCUACAGGAAAAUGAGAAAAUCAUGAAGGAGAACAACAGGAGCCUGACCGGUGAGGUGACCCGCCUUGAAUCUCUGAGAGAGAUGAAACAGGAAGAGAAUGAAAGUUUGAGGGCAGCAGUGCGCGAUCUUCAGUCUCAAGUUAGAGAAGCCCAGGAAGUCAACAGGGAUAGACAUGAGUUAAUACAGAAGCUGACCCAUGCUGAAUGUCUGAUGGAGAAAAAACAGGCUGAGAUCAAACUGCUGAGGACAGCACUGCAAGACCUUCAGGAAAAGGAAGACUUUCUGAACAAGCAGAAUGAGAGAGCUGCCGAUAAGCUGGCCCGUCUUGAGUCUCUGACAGAGAAACACAGUGAGGAGAACAAAAACCUGAAGACGGCGGUGCAAGAUCUUCUGCAUCAGCUGGAGGAGGCUUGGCAACUAAUCCUGAAUAAAGAUGAGCUGAUAACAAAGCAAAAGAGGGAAAUUGCUUAUAAGCAGGAAAUGAUGGAGGAGCUUUACAUCCUCAGCACCGAUAGGAAACAGUCAAUACGUGAUCUUAAACACCAACUAGAGACGAGGCAGGAGGAGGAGAUACUAGCUGGGGUUGCAAACUACAGAGAGGAAUCUAGGAUGGCUGAAAAUACUGAACAACUGGAUUCACCUGAGGAACAGGGAGAUGACAGCCUCCUGGAGACCACAGCUGCAGAAUCUCUGGCCAGAAGCUUGUGGCGUUGCUGCACUGUAGGCCUUCUGAAUGUUGUCAUUGCCUCUGAGGGUAUUCUUAUUCCUGUGGGUAUCCUGGCCAGCAGACUUAUGUCCAACUGCAAUACAAACACUGACUCCUUCCUGUGGGACUGUGCCUACAAACUGAUGGAACCCUACCGUGACUUCCAAUGCACAGACCCUCAUCCCUUUUAAACAAGACAAGCUACACAAGCAAGACCAUUUUCAAUCAGAACAACAGAUUCUGCAGUCUAAUUUCUAAGCUGUGUAUUAAUUUGUAUGAAUUAUGAACCUAUCUAUAUAUAUUUUCAUAAUUCAUAUUUAUAAAUGCAAGGGCGGUACGGUGGUGGAGAGGUUAGGACUGUUGCUUCACAGGAGACGGGCCUUUCUGUGUGGACUUUCUUUUCUUUCUGCUGAGGACAUGCAGGUUAGGUCCAAAGGUGUGAAUGUGAGUGUGGAUGAUGACCUCUCAUCUAAUGUGAGCUGGAAUUGGCUUAUAUUGGGUGAGAGGUAUAGUAAAUGGAUGGUUGGAUGUAUGAGAGAAAUCAAAUUGAA